AUGUCCUGCCCACCACAAUCGCCACGGCCUGAAGAGACUGAGUCGAGUGACUAUGGAUCAGACUUCACACCUGAUGAAGAGCAGCUGUUAGAUGACUUAUUCUCGAAAGCGGUCGCAGAACACGCGACGCAACGCGACCCUCGCGCCUCCACCCCCUCGUCAGCUCGCAUCCUGCACGGGGAAUCUGCGACACUAAUUGAUGCCACGCUCGCAAAUCUAGACAAUUUGCAGCCCACGACGAUAGCGGCAAUUGCAGCGGAUAUUGAAGAUGCUCUCACGAGCCCGGGGGCUCGCCUUCCAAGGGUCCUGGGCCGGGAGAAGCCUGGCUCUCCGUGGAGGCGCUCUAGCCAGCAGUACUGGUCUAGGCCGACAAGUCCAAGAAAUCCCACGGUGGAGGUCUCAAGCCAGAGAUCAAUCAACAGGGCCUCGCCUACUGUAGAAAGUCCCGGAUCACUUGAAGGGAGGCAACGCGAACGUGAACGCAGCGUAGCACGCGAGCUCGAGCGGAUCAAAGAUUCCCAGGUCGCACCUACGGCGGAUUCGCGUACACCUGUGGAGCGAUUUCGACGACCACCCAACAAGGCAUUCUCAGUGACCGAUCUUGUCUCUCCGGCUUGGUGCGAGUUGCAGUACUGGUACACAUUGACCAAGCACGGGCGGAAGAGGAGGACACCGGCUAUGAAGAAAGGCAGCGUCGUACACAAGACUCUUGAAGAUGAGAUCUACACGACCGUGCCUGUCGAACUCAAAACGAAAGAGGAUGCCUGGGGGUUACGGAUAUGGAACGUGAUACAGGGUCUGAGGAUGCUGCGUGAAUAUGGCAUUACUCGAGAGCUAGAGGUCUGGGGUAUGGUCGAUGGCGAGCUAGUCAACGGCGUCAUUGACCAGCUGUCCUAUGAAUGCCCCGAUUCCGAGCUCGAGGCCACCGCUGCCGGCUUCUACGAGGACACGGAAAAGUCCCGCGCGGCGUUGCCUGAAUAUCAAAUGUCACUAUCUGACUUUUUGCUUUCGUCAUCUCAAGGCGGGAAGCGCAUGUCUGAUCUCGCACACCAAAAUGAUGAGCCAGCGGAAUUGCCGUCCUCGAAAAUCAGCUCCGCCUCCGUCUAUUCAUUGCCGCGGGUAUACAUGACAGAUGUGAAAACAAAAGCCAAUCCGUCGAUUCCGACUGUGAAAAGCACGUCCUUUCGACCGACCUUACUUCAACUUCAGCUUUAUUACCACAUGCUCAACCGUCUGACCACGAGUGAUGAUGUUACUAUGGAACUACUCGCUGAGCGGUAUAAUCUCGAUCCAGAAAAGCCAUUCACCGAUACAUUUAUUUCCGAAGUCGGUGGCCUGAACGAUCAGUUUUUCGAUACCCUCUCGUCUCAGGAACUUGAGGCGGAGAAUGCUCCCACCACCGAGGACCCGGCGCAAGUAUCACCUGCAUCUGGUCCCUCCCUCAAAUCUCCAAAUGCCAGCCAGGAUUCCACCAGCAUACUCCUGAACCAUGGUACCCUCAGCCUUUUGUGGGCUCACAUGAAAGAACAACUGCGAUUCACCUUCAUCCCAACAUUUGCCGAGCAUGAAGAGCCUGUUGCACCUUCAAUACCAUCUUUGGAGCAACCAGAGUUGCUUCAAGACUAUCCGACUCUCCUUUCCCCCGUCCUUACAGCACGGUUCCUAUCGUCAGUGCCGACAGCCGGGCUCGAAUCACGCCUCUUAGGAAGCAGGUGCUUCCUCUUUGACCCGCAAAGCAUGUCAUCGUACUUGAUCGACCAGAUGGAGUGGUGGCGCGGCCAGCGCAGCCCACAGGGCGUUGGAAUUGUAGAUGCGUGGAAAUGCCGAAUCUGCGAGUUCCGAGAUGAGUGUUCGUGGAGGCAGGAACGUGAACUGGACUAUGCCAAUCGGAAUCGCAGACGAAGGACCAGUUCCUUGGCCGACGUGUGA
Penicillium oxalicum is the source of this 1929-nucleotide messenger RNA. RefSeq names its product exonuclease V. Lineage: Eukaryota; Fungi; Ascomycota; Eurotiomycetes; Eurotiales; Aspergillaceae. Gene Ontology annotation, cellular component: nucleus; mitochondrion. The coding region runs from base 1 to 1929 and encodes 642 amino acids. The transcript is spliced from 2 exons. Gene Ontology annotation, molecular function: single-stranded DNA 5'-3' DNA exonuclease activity. The record is from RefSeq and is a predicted model, not a curated record. Gene Ontology annotation, biological process: interstrand cross-link repair.